AUGUGGAUUUUACCUCUUGUCGGCUACGUAGGAACCCUCCUGGGUUUCUGCUUUUUGACUCUCGCUAUUGCAUCAGGUCUUUAUUACUUGUCGGAACUCGUCGAGGAGCAUAGCGUCAUUGCGAAGCGAUUCCUUACGCGUCUCAUCUACAGCGUCAUUGUGGUUCAGUUGAUUCUUUGGCUGGUUGAUGGAUUCCCUUUCUGGGCUACUAUCUUGACGAUUGUAUCCCAUGUUGUCUAUCUGGGGAAUAUGCGACGCUUUCCUUUUGUGAAGCUGACAGAUCCUUUGUUCCUGGCAUCUUGUGUUCUUGUCCUGGUCAACCACUACGUAUGGUUCCGACACUUUUCCGAUGCCCAAUCGCGCGCGUACCAGCGAACCUCGUUCUACGACAAGGCGGAUGUUCCUAGCUUUGCGCAAAUCGCGUCGUACUUUGGUCUUUGCGUGUGGCUUGUACCAUUUGCGCUUUUCGUCAGUUUGUCUGCUGGCGAUAAUGUCCUUCCUACCAUGGGAACAGAGCCUGUUCAUGGGCUCGAUGGAAGAGGCAAGCCUCAGGGCAUGAUCAAAGCUCUUGUUGGUCAAAUUCAGGGAGCGCUUGGUCAGAUUUUCGGGUCGAAUGCGUCGCCUGGUCUUGCUCGGCCGUAA
Fusarium coffeatum is the source of this 642-nucleotide messenger RNA. RefSeq lists its product as uncharacterized. The record is from RefSeq and is a predicted model, not a curated record. NCBI's taxonomy places the organism in Eukaryota, Fungi, Ascomycota, Sordariomycetes, Hypocreales, Nectriaceae. The transcript is spliced from 2 exons. Gene Ontology annotation, biological process: endoplasmic reticulum to Golgi vesicle-mediated transport. Bases 1 to 642 code for a protein of 213 amino acids. Gene Ontology annotation, cellular component: endoplasmic reticulum membrane; Golgi membrane; COPII-coated ER to Golgi transport vesicle. Gene Ontology annotation, molecular function: COPII receptor activity.